Molecule: messenger RNA, 1511 nt
Organism: Linum trigynum
Lineage: Eukaryota; Viridiplantae; Streptophyta; Magnoliopsida; Malpighiales; Linaceae
Source: the annotation of a GenBank genome assembly
CACCGUCUCCAUCACCCUCACGUCUCCACCCCCCACGAUCACUUUUUCUUUCCCCACUUAUCUCUCCAUCUUACACCUACAUUAUCUCUCUCCGUCAUCAUCUUCCCCUACUUCUUCCCUACAAUCUGAAAUCCCGCGAUGGCAAUGAAUAGCCGAUCGUUUGCGGAGAUGGGGAUACUUUCUUUAUCCAACAAUGACUGUCGAUCCACCUCCAGUCUUGGUGACUAUCUCUCGUUUUCAAGCAAAACCACUAUUGUCGUCGAGUACGAGUUCAUGCACCUUAUUUCUUUCCCUCUCGAAGUGAAGACAUUAAUUAAAAGUCUUGGCUGGGAAAAUUUCUUCGUUCUCCGGAGUCGAGAAAGUACAAGUUACUGUCCCCAUGUCGUGAGGAAGUUCUACCACAAUCUUGAGCUUCUUGUCCCUCGGAUUCUCAUCUUGUGUCGAUCUUCCUCGGACAUCGAGUAUGCUUUCGGUCUCAUCAAUUUGCAGAGAUCAUUGAUCUUCCGCUGGAGGAGACCCCAUUACGAGUAGAAGCGAUCUUGCGCGGCUUCACGAAUUUGAGUUUGAAGUUGAACUGUCGGAACUCACGAAGGGCGGCAUUGAUGCUUCUUUCCUCCCAGAUCCUCUUCGAUUCCUCCACUGGUUGAUCGUCAACUGCUUUCUUCCAAGGUACCGUGGUCAUUCCAUUAUUCGUAAACUUGACUUGUUUGUCCUUGUGCAAGCUCAGAGAGGUGCUCUUGUUAACCUCGCAUCUCCAAUGUGUCUGAACAUGCUCGAAGCUGCUCCCAAAGGGGAAAACAGGUUUAUUGCCUUUGCCUAUGCCUAUGCCAUCUUCGUCACCACCUUUUCUUGAAAGAGUUGGGAUGGAUUUGAGCGUUUAUAUAAAGGAAGAUCAUUCUGCUUAUUUGCCGGUGUACCGCAUAGCCGAAUUGACUAAUACUUUUCUUGAGAAUCGGCAUACAGAGGAGCAUCAACAGACCCCUGAAUCCUCCUUAAGCAAACGUCCUCGGCUUGCAUGAGAGUCGAUUGAUGUAAAAAAAGCAGAAUGGUCAGCCGAAGACGUUAGCUUAAGGAGGACUCACGGGUCUGUUGAUGAUCCGUAUGUCGAUUCUCAAGCAAAGUAAUAGUCAAUUCGGCUAUGCGAUACAUCAAAAAAUAAGCAGAAUAGUCCACCUUAACAUAAACGCUUAGAUCCAUCUCAACUAGGGAUGGCAAUAGGUCGGGUUGGGGCGGGUUUUCUCAAACCCAAACCCAAACCCAUGGGUUUAUCCACCAAAAAAAUCCGGGGUAAAACCCGUUGGGUUUGAAAAACUCAAACCCAACCCAACCCGCUGGGUAUCCCCGGGUUCAUGGGUACCCGUGGGUUUUUGUGGUAAAAAAUUUACAAUAACAAGUUUCUUUCAAAAUAAAAGUUUAACAUCAAUUUUCUCAUACAAAUUAAUCAUACAAAAAAACACCAAUCUAGAGCAUACAAGCAAACUGCAAAUGAUCAAUACAAAUUGUUCAAAAUU